This is a messenger RNA of Sabethes cyaneus, 4666 nucleotides long. RefSeq names its product leucine-rich repeat protein soc-2 homolog (gene Sur-8). The record is from RefSeq and is a predicted model, not a curated record. The transcript has 3 exons. Lineage: Eukaryota; Metazoa; Arthropoda; Insecta; Diptera; Culicidae. Gene Ontology annotation, molecular function: receptor serine/threonine kinase binding. The coding region runs from base 458 to 2149 and encodes 563 amino acids.
CAUACGCCUUUUCACGUUUUUCACACUUUUUAUGCGUAAUAAAACUGUGCAAAUAUGAGCAGAGAGAAAAGAGAUUUUCACUGCUGUGAGAGUCCGGAGAACCGUGAACAAGUCUAGCUAAGAUAACUUGCUAUUUCCAAGCAUCGCCUUCGCCUUCGCUGUUGUCAGUCAGAGUCAAAGUGGUGCAAGAUAAAAGUGCAAAUUUUAAUGUUUCAAUGUCGAAUUGAAAAACUUUUAAAGUAAAAAUUGAAACAAUUGGCCCUUAGGGCAAAUAACGGCUAAGGCAGCAUUAGCAGCUGUCUGCUCACACGCAAAAUGGACAACUGAGUAAAGUCAUAGCGAUUAAAUUUUACCUGGAAUCAAUAUCAAGUUGAACGGGAAUACACUACUAUCGUGAGUCACCCGGUUUAAGUACUGGAUAAAACUGUGAAAAACAAAAACGCAUACAGCGUAAGGCAUGAAUUUGGGAAGUACAGCUGGAACAGGUACUUCCGGUCAUACCAGUAGCUACACGGGCACUAGUGGCAGUGGUUCAGUAGCAGGCAGUGCCAGCAACAGCAGUGAGAUGCCUGUAGAAAUUCGUCCAAAAGUAGUAACGGUAAAACAUCCGGAAUCGAAUAAACCUAAACCUACCACAAAAAAAGGAAAAGCCAUUCAGGCGGACGUAGAUGUGAUCAAAGAGUUUCAGCGUUGCAAGGAGGAAUGCAUCCAACGACUUGAUUUGAGCAAAUCAUCCAUCACUGUUAUUCCAGCAUCGGUAAAAGAUUGCACCAGUCUAGUUGAAUUUUAUCUCUAUGGUAAUAAAAUAAGCUGCCUACCGGCCGAAAUCGGAUGUCUCUCCAAUCUGAAAACUUUGGCACUAAAUGAAAAUUCGUUAACUUCCCUGCCAGACACCCUGCAAAAUUUGAAGCAAUUAAAAGUUCUUGAUUUGCGUCACAAUAAGCUCUCUGAUAUACCGGACGUUAUCUAUAAGCUGCACACGCUUACAACUUUAUAUUUGAGGUUUAACCGAAUUAAAGUUGUUGGAGAUAAUCUUAAAAAUUUAAGCAAUCUGACAAUGCUCAGCUUGCGCGAAAACAAAAUACACGAGCUUCCGGCAGCGAUCGGUCACUUGGUAAAUCUGACAACGCUAGAUCUAUCGCACAAUCACUUGAAGCAUCUCCCAGAGGCAAUUGGUAACUGUGUAAAUUUGACUGCUUUGGAUUUACAGCACAAUGAUCUGCUAGACAUUCCUGAUACGAUAGGGAAUCUUGCAAAUUUGAUGCGAUUGGGUUUACGAUACAAUCAGCUGACAUCAAUUCCCGCCUCACUGAAAAAUUGCAUACAUAUGGACGAAUUCAACGUUGAGGGAAAUGGUAUCAGUCAGCUUCCCGAUGGUUUGCUGGCUAGCUUGAGUAAUCUAACUACUAUAACUCUGUCCCGAAAUGCUUUCCAUAGUUAUCCAUCAGGAGGACCCGCGCAGUUUACCAAUGUCACAAGUAUUAAUAUGGAGCACAAUCAGAUCGACAAAAUUCAGUACGGAAUAUUUUCACGGGCCAGAGGACUUACCAAACUUAAUAUGAAGGAAAAUGCUCUUACGUCCCUACCACUGGAUAUCGGCACUUGGACGCAAAUGGUUGAGCUAAACUUUGGCACCAACUCGCUCACCAAACUACCGGACGAUAUACACUGCCUGCAAAACCUUGAAAUACUAAUUCUGUCCAACAAUCUGUUGAAACGUAUUCCAAAUACCAUCGGUAAUUUGAAAAAACUUCGAGUGCUAGAUCUCGAAGAGAACAGGCUCGAGUCUCUGCCUUCAGAAAUCGGCCUUCUUCAUGAUCUGCAAAAACUCAUUCUUCAAUCAAAUCAGCUGACUUCCCUGCCUCGCACGAUUGGCCAUUUGACCAACCUAAGUUAUCUAUCCGUGGGAGAAAACAAUCUACAGUUUCUACCAGAAGAAAUUGGCACUCUUGAAAAUCUCGAGUCACUCUACAUCAACGAUAAUGCCUCGCUAGUAAAGCUCCCGUAUGAGCUGGCCCUAUGUCAAAAUCUGGCAAUUAUGAGCAUCGAAAAUUGUCCCCUGUCUGCACUACCACCAGAAGUGGUCAGUGGGGGCCCAAGUCUAGUAAUACAAUAUUUGAAAUUGCACUCGCCCUAUCGACAAAUGUGAUUUGUUACAGCGGAACUUGUACGGUCCAUUGCGGCGUAAGGAAUUGAUUUUGACAAGAGUCUGCCACUGUACGACUCUCGAAGCAUCUUAUACGAAAUGUCUAUUCUUAAUGUAUGUGUAGAAGCGGCAGCGAGAAAGAGCGUUUCAGUUAUUUUGUUCUUGAGCGAAAACGAUAGUAAAACAUCAAUGUGAUUUAAAUGAAGCUUUAAUAAUAUUGCUAUUAGACAGAAGCAAAAAAAAAAGAAAAAAACUUAAAGUGCGAAUGGAGUAGAAUACUGUUAAGAAAUAUUUGUAGUAAAUCAAAAUGUUUUAAAAACGCGAAUGCGGAUCGUUAAUUUGAACAACAUCAUAUAGUAGAUGAAUAUAUAUAACCGUUGGAAAUUUGGUAUAUGCAUGGAUAUUUUGGAAAAAUAUUAAAAUCAUUCAGUCUCGUUAUUCGUUAUUCCGGACAGAUUGGCUUUUCCAUCGAAAAAGGAUGGUAUUCUUUGAAACGCCAGAAAAAUCAAAUGAGCAAGUGACGCGAUCGAAAUUAAGAUUCGUUCGGAAUGAUGAAAUAGGCUGAUUAUUUUUUUGCAUUGCCGAAAGGCAGUUGAACCAUCUUCAACGCUAUUUAUCUAAAUUCAAUUUAAGUUUCUUUAUUCGCGAAUUGAUCACAUCUAGAACAUAAAUUUGUACGCUAAUCACAAAUUCUUAAGCAACUCUUGCGCACCCGGAUUUUUCUGUGCCGGAAAAAGCAAGUAAACGGCAUGAAUAGAUGUAGCAAAAAAGUAUCAAAUUUCUAACACAGAUUGCAUGAAAGAUAGCAAAAGUCAGCGCAGUGAAGUUGUAUGCCGCCAACGUGUUUUGUUUUAACCUUGUCGCAAAAAAGCAGUUUCUAAAAUUUGAUUUAGACAACAAUCCAUAUACUGAAGCGAUCGGAUAAAACUCGAAAGGCAGAGCGGGUAACCUCUUUUAAACAUGGAUGAAGAAUUUUUCAUAAGCGCGAUCAUUAAUUGAGACAAUGAAUAAUCGUAUAGUUGGUUUAGGCAUUUGAAUCGAACGAUUGUAAUUAAUUUACCGAGUUUUAUAAUUGUGAUUAAAAACAACAGAUAAUCGAUUUUUAAGGCAAUCAGUUUAAAAUUGUAUUUCUCUUACGACGACGACAUUUUUAUGCUAUUAUGUACUAUUAUUAGUGUUGAGCAGCAUGCUAGAAUGACUGGAUGAAACAUGAAAAUACGUAUAAAUAAUGAUAAGAAUAUUAUUUUUGAGAAGGUGCUCAAUCUUGUGCUAUGUUUUCCCCAACAUUACGAACUGACUACAAGGAUAGGUACUGCAUUUAUUUUGCUCUCGAUCGCUCUCAUUUUGAAGACGAAAUGAUUGACAUAAAACAGGAAAACGAACUGCAACGAAUUUAUAGAUGUUAUGUAGGGCAUUACCGUUAAAUUCUUUCAAGUACAGAGAUUACCAUUAAUAAUUAUACUGUUAUGUUUGUAAUUUUAAAAUUGGUUUCUAACAUUGAUUAGAAUAAUUGUUACGUAUGCACUCUCUUCAAUAAACUCUAUUAUUUCAACAUAUGCACAUAUGCAACAUAUGCAUGACAUCGUAAGGGCAAAAUUGUAUUUUUUAACUUUCUAGUCAGAGACAAAUGAAAAAUGUGCUUAAAGAUGCGAAAAGUCUGCAUUUUCAAAAAAAAAAAUGAGCGUGAAACAUUGAAACUCUUUGGACAAAACAAGCAAAAUGGCCUAAUAAAUUUGUAGUAGUGAAAAAGAUAAUGUACGAGUUAAAUAUAUUAAACAAUAAACGACAAAAGACCUUGCAUUAAAGAAAAAAAACUACCGAACUUUAUUGUAAACCAAUUUAGCGUGAGAGAAUAAAGAUUAAGUAAUACAAGAAAUCAGCAUUUCAAAGAGAUACAUUGAGCAACAGCAAAUACGAAAUAUGUGUUUAAAAAAAACAUCUCAGUAAAUUUAUCCAUAACAAACCUAUAAAAGAUAAACACACGAGUUAUAGUGUCGAUGAAAAACGAUCCCAGAACUCCAUAGAUAUAAAGCUAAUCAACAAAAUGAUGCAGUAUAAUGGGAAACGGUUUAAAUUACGUUUAGUUCCUCGACGUCUAGUGAACAAAGCAGUAGUUGUAGUGCACAUCAUGUGGGAUUAACCCUGCAGCGGGAUAGCAAAGUGCCAUGUUUGAUUAUUUACAGAUACAAAGCAAAACUUCGCCAGACUGGUGAAAAGGCGUCAAAUGAUACUGAAUAGAUGAUUUCAGCGUGUUCUUUCGAAAAACAUUACUCACCACAAACAGCAAUGCUCCAAAUCAAAAUAUCUAUUGUUGAAAUGAUUUUAUCAGACAAUUAGCAUAAACCAAUAACCAUGUGUAGACAGUCUUUUUUUAAAGGGAGGUAAACCAAGAAAAAUAAAACACAUAAUGCGCACACAAAUAAAGUAUUCAGAUGAAAGAUGUUGAAAGUAAUGUUUAUUAAUCUAUUACUAUUCAACGAGCGAAACAAACUAAAAAACGAGAUCAACUGUGUAUGUAUU